This is a messenger RNA of Hydra vulgaris (swiftwater hydra), 1641 nucleotides long. The record is from RefSeq and is a predicted model, not a curated record. Lineage: Eukaryota; Metazoa; Cnidaria; Hydrozoa; Anthoathecata; Hydridae.
AAUAAUGACAUAAUGACAUUUUGUUUUUACAGGUUAUUUAAAAGUUGUUGUUUUUAUUUAUUUAUUUAUUUACAAUUAAUUAAAUGUCUGGGAGCCAAAUUAAAGAGAGCAACAAAAGAAAAGUAGAAAAUGUUCCUUUGUGUAAGUAUGGUUCUGAAUGUUAUCGAAAAAAUCCGACACAUUUCUUGGAGUAUUCCCACCCAGAAAUGAAGAAGUUAAAAGCAGAAAAUGAAGUGAAAAAAGAAAAUAAGGAAUGCGUUGUUCCUUUUUUUUUAAGUACUGUUCAAGGAAUUGAUCAUGAGUUUAAUAAAUAUGCUAUCAGCAUCAAAGAUAUCCUUUCAGAAAAUUUUGAUGAGUUGAAGGAGUCUGUUCAGUUCAAUUACAUGUUUGAUGUUGAAUGGCUGAUAAAGAUGUAUCCUGUUUCAUCUAGAGAGAAACCACUAUUACUUGUGCAUGGUCAUACUGGGAGUAAUAAAACUGAUUUAGAAGCUUCAGCAUUAAAAUAUUCAAAUAUUGAUUUAGUUCAGGCUCGCCUUCCCAUUGCUUAUGGUACUCAUCAUAGUAAAAUGAUGUUUUUGUUUUAUUCAACUGGUCUCAGAAUAAUUAUAACUACAGCAAAUCUAGUAGAGCAGGAUUGGUUUCAAAAAACUCAAGGAAUAUGGAAAAGUCCUUUAUUUGCAAUUAAAGAUGUCGCUUAUGAUGGUAAAAAUGAUCCAUUUAAAGAAGACCUCUUGGAGUAUUUGUCUAGUUAUGGAAACAGUAAACUGGGAAUGUAUGCAGAGAAAUUAAAAGAAUAUGAUAUGAGCUCAGCAAAUGUGCAUUUAGUUUCUUCAGUACCUGGGCGGUAUACAGGUUUUAAAAUGCACCAAUGGGGACAUCUGAAGUUAAGAAAGUUGUUACUGUCCUAUGGACCUUCUAAAGAUCUUGUCAAUGAAAAUUGGCCAAUUAUCGGACAGUUUUCAAGUAUUGGCUCACUUGGUUCAGAAAGUUCAAGCUGGUUAUGUGGAGAAUGGCUAAGUAGUCUGAGUACUUGUAAAGAUGACGAGCUUAAAGAAAGUAAAGCUAAUCUCAAACUGAUCUAUCCAACAAUUGAAAAUGUCAGAAACAGUUUAGAAGGGUACUCAGCUGGUUGUUCAUUACCAUAUGGCAUUCAAGUGGCAAUGAAGCAACGUUAUUUAAAAGAUUUUUUAAAGCUGCCUGGUUUUUAUUAACAAGUGCAAACUUAUCUAAAGCUGCAUGGGGAUCUUAUGAGAAAGACAAAAAGCAGUUUAUGAUUAGAAGCUACGAAAUUGGUGUUCUCUUUUUACCAAAGAAAACUAAUUGUGCAACAUAUACAAUUAUUAGUGGUGAGGAAAGUGAAGUUUGUUUAGAAAAAGAGUUUCUUCGUUUUCCUUAUGAUCUUCCUCUGUUACCAUAUUCUUCAUCAGAUAAACCUUGGGUAUGGGAUAUUUGUUACACAAAAGAAGAUAGUCACGGUCGAUUAUGGAUGCCAUCCUAAUAUUAUCAUUAUUUAAAAAUUGCAUUUUUUUUUUUAAAGUGUACAGUAGAGAAUCUAAGAUGGUGUUUUUAAAUGAAAAACGGCGAGUUUUAAUAUAUUUAUGUGUAUACUUCGAUUUAAUAUUAUAAUAUUGUUUCUAAAAA